UAGCCUACACGGAUUUGGUCGAAAACUUUACUUAAACUGGAGUUUUGGGGUGCAGCCAGUAGAGAGAACGAUGAAAAUGGAUUAAAAACAGACAUGUUGAAUGAGUGGUGGACAGGACAGCGUUGAUUUGGGAGUCAGCUGGUGGACGCGCCGUGUAACACUACCUUGGAGCCACUAAGUCAUGUCCGCCGGCAGUACUGGCAGUCUGAAACGCAGCUCAGGGCCUGGCAGCAACAGGUAUGGACCCAGCCGGAGCAGCAGCCAGAGAUCGUCGUAUGAGGAGCGCUGUGUGGACCCAGUUGAAGACUUGCCAUACACCCUAGAGCCAAAGUCAGUCCACAAAGCUCACCUGAAGGAUGCAAAUGGGAAGGAGUCUGAGACCAUUGGCUUCAUUCCCGGUUCAGCUGACCCUUCCUCCUCGACACAAACCUGCAAUCCCUGUGCUUCUCCAAAGAACUGCAGGACCUUUAUCUGCAGCGUGCUGACGUGCGGCCUCUACAGGGUCUGCCAGCGUUCCGUCCUCGCUCCGUGCCUGGCGCCAAACGAGAGCUCCCCAGACGAACCGGAGAAGGUGAGCCUCCAAGCUGUGAACCAGGGAGACAACAAAGAAGAGGACGGCACGGACUGGCUAGGGGACGUCCGCAUCGCCGGAGUCAAAGUGGACAGUCCAAGAGAGUAUUUGGAGGUUGAAAGCAAAUAUGUGCAUUUGUCCAGCAUUCAAACACAGCCCAGCCAUCUGUCCCUGCAGGAGUCCAUGAGGUUCGAUGACUGGGAGGAAGGUGACGAGAACGUGGACUCUCUGAUUACCAAGAAGCUUCUCGAGCUCUACUCUGAAUAUCAGAUCGAAGAGUUGGCCAGGUGCACCACGGACUCUGUGUUCCUGAAGAAGAGCAAGGCCAUCGACCAUCUCAUCAACUCGUUGGCAGAGGAGCACAAAAUGGACGAGCAGGAGGCAGAGUGUCGGCUGGUGCGCGGCAUCAUCCGCAUCAGCACGCGAAAGAGCGCGAAGAGAAGGCCGCGUACCCCCAGGACGGAGAGGACAAUGUCGGACAGCGGGAAUGAGACGAUGAGGGAGAGCGAUUCAUUCAUGUUCAGCAACAACAAUGACUACAAAUCUAAUCCAAACAUCCAAAUAUCUGAACUGACCUCCUCUGACAAGUGUGCCAGAGACAUGUGGAGGAACAAUGGAGGAAACACUUCUAGUUCUCCAACAGCCUACUCGCCCUCUAACACCGAGACUAAUUCUUCAGGUGUCCCACUAAUUCGCACUUCUGUGAGAACAUGAUUCGCGCUCCGUGCCGACGAUCUACACUUGAAUUUUGUCAUACCGCGUCCACAAGGUCACAUACGAGACGUUGAAAGGGGACACCACUUGCACAGGAGUCUCUGGCUCAGCCAAAGCUCUUUGUAGAGACCAAGGUUUUGCUGUGUGGGGGUAAAAAAUGUGAACAGUCACAUUGUCUGAAGGACUCCAGUGAACUCAGGACUCUGUGUGUAGAUAUUUAUGGUUUGAUAAAUAUUCUGUGUAUAUUUGAAGGAUUGCAGAUAUCACCUGUAGCUCUUGAUGAUUCUUAAAUAUUGUUAUAUCUUAAAUAUGAUUAACCGUCCCCUUGUCCUUGAAGGAGAACUAAGUUAUCUGCAUGAAACCUGACCCUCAUUUUUGAUGGUCGGAUUAUUGUAGUGUUAUUGUGCAAAGGACAUUUGGGUUUUGAUUUUAAACUAUUUUAAGCUAUCACAUUUGCAGUUUGUAAUCUAUGAUUAGUUAUCAGAAAUGGUAGUUUUGAUAAUUUGACAGAUUUCCAGUUGAUGAUAAAGGCUCUCGAGGACAAUAGUGUGACAUAAUGAAGAAGAGCAGUUUUAUAUGGAAGUUCAAAGACGUUAAAAUGAUGAACUUGGUUGGUUGGACAUUUUACGUUUCUUACAUUUUUAUGUGACCCACACCUCCGAUUCAACAAGAGAUUCAUAUAGAACGAAUGAAGUGAAACAAAAUGGCAAUUCAGGUUGACUAUCAGGCCGGGUUUUAAAUCUUUAAAUGUGACAAAACCACCAAGUUCUCGCUUGUCCAUGGAAAGUUUUACCGGGAAAAAAAAUCGUAACUUAAGGUCCACUUAUUAGCUUUUUGCUUGGAGCUUCAUCUCACAACCUUCCUCAGUGGAAUGAAGAUAUGUUUUAACAUCUUCUAAUCUAGAUAUAACUAUGAUUUACAUAUACACAUACAUUGUAUAUUACACAUACAUAUAUACUGUCUAUAAUAUAGUUAGCCCACAUGGACUUAUAAAACAAUGAUAUUGCAGUGGUUAAACAUUUUUAAACAAUAACAUAACUUUUGCCAUAUAAAAUUAAAAUGGAAACUUAACAUUUCUGUCCCAAGCUGUACAAAUAAAAGCUGGUUCUCUUCCUUAAAGAAAGCUCUAGUUUGUAAUCGUCUAUUUAGGUAUUAAGGACAUUUUACAAUAAAGUGUAGCUUUUAAAUGAUCGUAUAAUGAGCCAUAAAAGAUGAUGUGGAUUUUGUCUUCAAAGGGACACCAUUACACUUGUCUAUUACUAGUAUGUACCUGAACAUAACUGUUCACUCCGAGAUCUUGGACUUUUCAUUCAAUUGUGCAUCUCCAGAGGCUCCACAUUGUAGCUGUUCUUGUAGUAUAUAGUCAUUUAUAUACUCUAAUAAUUAUGAUAGCAUGUGUUCUUCUGGUGAGGAAGACUGAGAGAUAGGGUUUAAAGCUCCCAAAAAAAGCUAAGGAUUUUUUUUUCUCUUGUGACUUGAUUUAGGUGUCAUACGAUGUGGAAAAAGCAGAUCACUGCUGUCAUAACAUGAAGUUAACAGGUGUUGGAAUUCAUUCUGUGGCCAUGUAAUACUCUAUAACUCAAAUUUACAUUGUAAAUAUUCUAUUGAAGAUGAUUUAUUGUAGCUAGAUGAGCAGUGUAAUAUAUUGUAAAUCACUUGUUGGUGAUGUUAUCACAUGCCGACUCAUGAAGUUAAUGUCUGUUUUCUUUCCAAAAUGUUGGCUGUAUUUGCUCCUGGUGGGAAUUUUGCCAGCUGACUCAGUGGAAUUCAUUCAGCUCUGUGCUCUUCUUAUCAACACUAGCUUAUGGUUACCAUAGGUUGUAGAGCCUAUUGUAGUCAGUUAAUACACUCAGGUAGCUAAAUGUACAAUGUGACUGUCCAGAUGACCUUCGGUGUUUGUUCUUGUUACCCGUGAUCCAACCUCUUGUGCCUUAUGUAAUACACAGUAUAUUGGUUUUAACGCAAUGAAUGAACUACUUUUCUGACUUGAGGUAAAUACUAUGAGAUACUCUAAUAAACAUAACGCCGUGGUUUCAGUUUAGUGUGUCAGGAAUUUUGUUUCAACACCAGGGUGUAAUGGAAUGAAAUGGUGUGAAACUUGUUGUUCUGGUUUAAACUAAGAAGAAAAAACAAAACAAAACAAAAACACAUGACAAUUUAGGAAGUAAUGAAUGUGUCUGUAACUGUAUUUCUUAUUUCACUGAACUCGUCAAAUUGUCUGAUUAUUACAUCAUUAUGUUUUCAUUUACGUAUUAUACUUUCUCAGAAGAAGUUUCCCUAAAAAAUCAAGGUACAAUUUUUGGGUCUUGCAUCAAUAGAAAUAUAUGGUAGUUUAUAUUUUCAGCAAAGUGUGUUGGCAGAUACAGUAACACAUCUUUAAAAAGUGAUCUCAAUGUAAAAAAAUCAUGAAUAAAGUAAAACAAAAGAGGUA
Scomber scombrus (Atlantic mackerel) is the source of this 3716-nucleotide messenger RNA. It is a transcript of the gene kdf1b, whose product is annotated as keratinocyte differentiation factor 1b. NCBI's taxonomy places the organism in Eukaryota, Metazoa, Chordata, Actinopteri, Scombriformes, Scombridae. The transcript has 4 exons. Bases 182 to 1285 code for a protein of 367 amino acids. Gene Ontology annotation, biological process: regulation of epidermal cell division; keratinocyte development. The record is from RefSeq and is a predicted model, not a curated record. Gene Ontology annotation, cellular component: cell junction.